Penicillium concentricum is the source of this 378-nucleotide messenger RNA. RefSeq lists its product as uncharacterized. The transcript has a single exon. Lineage: Eukaryota; Fungi; Ascomycota; Eurotiomycetes; Eurotiales; Aspergillaceae. The record is from RefSeq and is a predicted model, not a curated record. The coding region runs from base 1 to 378 and encodes 125 amino acids.
AUGGCAAUGAAGCUACCCCUGGAACUAUUGAUCCAGAUUGCAAAUAUCCUGCAAGGUGAAGGCGCUCCUUUAGCCCCAUGUGCUUCUGUGUGUCGCAUUUGGCAGAUGGCUUUUGAGCCCCUCAUCUACUUCAAGCUGGACGUUUACAGUGACGAUGAACAUAAACAAGAAGAUCAAUCAGGAAUCUCUCUCACAAAGUUUCAGGAUCUCACAUCCGGCAAUCGUGCUAUACGGCAAUCCUGGGUUCGAGAUUUGCACUACGACAUCCUCGUCCCAUUCGACAUUUUAGACUGGAGGACAUGCAAACAAACCGAGCCCAAAGGAAAAGUUUACAGCACCAGGAAUACUAUCCGGGAGGCCAACAACCUAGCUUUCUAG